Metarhizium brunneum ARSEF 3297 is the source of this 2475-nucleotide messenger RNA. The record is from RefSeq and is a predicted model, not a curated record. Lineage: Eukaryota; Fungi; Ascomycota; Sordariomycetes; Hypocreales; Clavicipitaceae.
AUGGAUCCAGUUCCGGUGCGCCGCAUCCUCAAAUGCCGCAACAUACGACUUGCGCUAACAGCACGUAGCCUUAUUUUGAUUCACGGGGUCGCGACGGCGAGAAUCGAGGAAUCGGCACCGAGCCGUGGAUACAGCUUUUUGCGGGCUAGAUUCCCGGACGCCAUAUUACACGAGUACCAGUUUCCAUAUUGGUCGCAUGAGCAGGACUAUGGGCCAUCUGAUUUCAGCCAACAAGCUCGCCGCAUCUUGGACGAAGUCGCCGGUACCAGGAAUAAAGAAGAUGAAUACAAACGAGGACUGCCGCUCUUCUUCAUGGGGUAUGAUCUCGGAGGCUCCCUUGUUAAAGAAAUCGUUCGCCUUGCUACAGGAGAGCCAAAAUACCACCCCAUUAUGAUGGAUAUUAGGACGAUUAUGUUCUUUGGCACUCCGCACAAAGCCUUGGAUGUGGUCCCUUGGGAGCAACACAUAAUUCGCCUAUUGUCUAUCACGGAUGCUCUCUCAGAAAGCGCAGUGCAGCUAUUGCAGCAGCUUCCCCAAGCACUCGAAGACAUUAGCACAGAUUUCUCUACUCUUUCUCAUUACUUCCGGAUCGUCAAUUUUCUCCAGCGCAACGGUAUCGGAUCGACUAGACCAACAAUAACCGCGGCUUGCGCGCGCCUGGAUGUCGCCAAGGAGAAUAACCUAGAGCUCGACUGUGAUCACAUCCAAUUAUGGGAUUUUGAAGACCGCGACUCCACGACUGAACUCAUCUGUGCUCAUCUGGUGGAUGUGACGGGCAUAGGCUUCGACCGUAGGCCGAUCAAGGCUCUCCCAAAUUCGCUCGACUGGGUUGUCAAGCACAAAUCAUACAUUGACUGGGUGGAAGACUCUAGAGCCAGCAUCUUACAUAUCACAGGAUCGUCUGGUUCUGGAACUACUGUCAUUGCGUCUCACAUACUACAAAUGCUUCUCCAAAAGCCCGAGUCGGAAAGAGCGGUUGUGUUGAGCUUCUCAUUUAACAAACAAGACAUCCGAGCUCGGACCUUAGACAGCCUGCUGCUGUCACUGUGUCGGCAACUUCUGUUGGCGCGUCCCUCGUUGUUCCAUCACGUCAUGUGGACUUGCUCGUUCCUUAUACUAGGAGGGCUCAUCACAACUGAAACGCUAUGGAGUGUCCUUCGCUCACUAGCAAUGCAUUUCUCCCUCUGCAUGGUUGGCACACCUCUUGCUUGUGUUAUUGAUUCCUUACAUGAAUGCCAUGUCUCGUUGAAUUCCACCCUCAAGCAGCUGAGUGAGUUUAUGUCCUUUACUCAAGGCCCAGUCAAGAUGAUCCUUACGAGUGAUCUUUCCUUUACGCUCAAGUCCCCACCAAAAUGCUCAUACAGGAUCAAUUUAAACAAUCAGCGUGAUAAUAAGUCAGCCGUGGAGAACUUCGUCCGGGCUAGCUUGUCGCAGCUCGCAGGAGAAAAUCGACUAUGGCGAGCAAAGAAUCUUCAGGAUCAAGUCAUCAAAAAGCUCUGCGUCAGGAAACCAAAUUGCCUGCUUGCAGUCAGGAGCAUGGAUCUGUUAAGAACCGCGGCGACGCAGUCAACUCUUUCAUCCGUCCAGGCAGAGAUCGAACGGGUGCCUCGCACCUUAAACGAGUCGUACAAUCGCUCAAUUGCAACAGCGUCGAUGGACGACUGGGUGGGCUGCGCCUUGCGAUGGAUUGUGCAUGCAGUAUGGCCAUUGUCGGAGCGAGAACUGGCCGUAGCCGUCGCACUGGAUAGAUCCAAGGACCAGCCUUUCGAACUCCUCAAGAGUCAUAUCUCAGUCAGCAUCACGGCAGAUCUUUUUCACACCAUAGGGCCUCUGAUAAGAGUCAUUGAUGGCCAAGUUCUGCCUUUCCAUCGGAGCUUGAGAGAUUAUCUGUCUGAAUUCUACACUCCGGUGGAGCUACAGGAUCAUGAUAACAGAGCUAAAGAUCCCCAUCUCGAGAUCCUGACAAGAUGUAUAGACUAUAUCGAGAGGUUGAUACCACACAGAAGCAUUGUUUUAGCCGACAACCAACCAACAUUAGAGUUGGCAGACGCAAAACUGGCUCUCAUCGACUAUGCCUGCCUGUAUUGGCCGGAGCAUUACAAGCUUGUACAGCCAAAGUCGAAGAUCCAAGCAACCCUCAAGGUUUCCCAAUUUUUGAUAGAGACAAGGCAUGUGUCUUUCUGGAGUAGAGAAUAUCAGCAACGAGCCGGAACGUUGACUGCCAAGGGCCACACCCUUGAUACCCGUCUCAAAGUGGUAUGCUAUUUUGGUUUGGAUGAUCUCCUUUGUGACUCUCUUGUCCACGCCAAAUCCACCGCGGGAAAUUCUAGAGAGCUUCAAGACGCUCUGAACCUAGCUGCGAGCCAAAGUCGCUCUACAAUCGUCGACAUUCUCGUCCGCGAAGGAAUAACAUCUAUUGAUGCGUUAGGCUUCGCAUCAGCCAGUGGAUUCGAUAACGUGAUGGGCCUGCUCUGA